AUGGUCUCUGCGCCUGGAAAAGUAAUUGUUUAUGGCGAGCAUGCCGUUGUUUACGGCAAGGCCGCAAUCGCAGCUGCGCUUUCCCUCCGGUCGUAUCUGUUGGUAACGCCUCUUCCAAAGACGAGCCGUACUUUGUCCCUCAACUUUUCCGAUAUUAGCUUGAACCAUAGUUGGGAUAUUGAUUCUCUGCCAUGGGCUAUAUUCUCCAAACCUGGAAAGAAGAGAUAUUACUUUGAUACCGUGGAGCGCUUGGACAAGGAGCUGUUGGAAACGGUUAAACCGCUGGUGGCAGCCAUCCCUGGAAAGGUGCAACAAGGGGCGGCCUCUGCUUUCCUCUAUCUCUAUCUCAUGCUCGGAUCUAAGCAUGCUCCUGCUUCAAUCUAUACUCUCAGAUCAGCAAUUCCUAUCGGCGCUGGUUUGGGUAGUAGUGCGAGUAUUUCGGUUUGCCUAAGCACAGCUCUUCAACUGCAGAUGGGAACUCUGGCGACACCAUUUGAGGGAAUGUUGUCGAAUGAGACUCAAUUGCAGCUGAAAAGGAUUAACAAUUGGUCAUUUGUUGGAGAGAUGUGCAUUCAUGGUAAUCCAAGUGGUGUCGACAAUACUGUGGCAACAGGAGGGAGGGCUGUGCUUUUCAAACGAACGGAUUACAGUCUACCCCCCGAGGUCACUCACUUGAGGAACUUUCCCGAGCUCCCUCUACUUUUGGUCGACACAAAACAGCCGAGAAGAACUGCUGAGCAGUUGGCCAACGUUCGCAACAUGCUUAAUGCGCAUCCGGAGAUUACACAAUCAAUGCUGGACACGAUUGACCGUAUUACGGCGGAAGCGCAUGAUGUUAUAUCGGAUCCCGAUUUCACUUCUUUUUCUGGAAGCCCAUCUCUUUCGCGGCUCGGUGAGCUUAUUCGCAUCAAUCACGGCUUGUUGGUCUCGCUCGGUGUCUCUCAUCCAAAGUUGGAGCGGAUUCGGGAGCUGAUUGAUCACACCGGGAUCGGUUGGACAAAGCUUACUGGUGCGGGGGGAGGAGGGUGUUCAAUAACCUUGUUGAAGCCGAAAGUGAAGGCCAACAUCCUGGAGGAGUUGGAUUCUAAGCUCAGAACGGAGGGGUUCGAAAAGUAUCAGACGACUCUUGGAGGGGAUGGCGUUGGCGUCUUAUGGCCAGCCGUUGUUGGCGACGCUGAGACCGAGAUCACCCAGGAAAUGUUUUUGGGAGUCGAAGGUAUGAAAGGAGUUGAAGCGUUGGUAGGGGUGGGCGCCAUCGGCAAAGGGAUCAGGGGAUGGAGGUUCUGGCGGGAGUGGAUUGCCGAGGGCUCGGAUUUCUGCCUGCAUUAAGCACCAAAUAUUGGGUUCGGGGUUUGUAACACGUUUAAUCACUUUUCGCUUCUCGGCUUUUGUUUCUUUGUCUUAUUUUUUCUAUUUUUUUCUAUUUUUUUUUUUGGCUACGCUGCGCUAGCUUUUGACUUUUUAAGCGCAAAAGGAUCCGGGCCUGUAUGGAAUUAGGUAUUU
Molecule: messenger RNA, 1503 nt
Organism: Tuber melanosporum (Perigord truffle)
Lineage: Eukaryota; Fungi; Ascomycota; Pezizomycetes; Pezizales; Tuberaceae
Exons: 3
Coding region: 1-1329 (442 amino acids)
Biological process (GO): ergosterol biosynthetic process; isoprenoid biosynthetic process
Cellular component (GO): cytoplasm
Molecular function (GO): mevalonate kinase activity; ATP binding
Source: RefSeq, a predicted model, not a curated record